AAAUGAACCUACCUGGUUCUAUCUCGCACACUGAUUGAUUACCUCGACAAGACUUGCGGUCGACCACGACUCUUCCUGCUUUUCUGCGUCUAGCGGCCUCCAUAGCCAUACUCUUCGGCAUCCUAGAGCUUGAGUCCUUGGCACGUAUACACCAUGAGCAAUAAUGAUGAUGUUAGCGCAUUGUUGGAAGCAAUGCAGCUUGACCCAGACAUGAGUCCUAUCGAGGCUCGUGAACUCAUGUCGGCCUUCAGUGAAUACAUGCAAGCCAGGGAACCUGACGAACGCCAGACGUCGCCAGAGUUGAAAGAAGCCAACAACCUGUUGGAUCACAAAGUAUACGACGAGGCGCAUGCCCAGUACUUGCGGGUUAUUGGCUCUAUCCUUGGCGCCAACUUCUCCGUCCCGCUUCCUCAAGACCAGGAUGGCGGAAUGAGGUGCGAUAAAUAUCUGCAACUAUCGAUGGAUGAAAGAGUCGACCUCAUGGAAUGCUGCAAUGGCGUCGCUAAAUGUCUUUCUGAGGCGCACAAAGUCACAGAGGCUUUGGAUUGGUACGAAGAGGUGGACGCCUUGUACAAGAACGCCCGCUUUGCAGCACGUCCCGCGAUGUAUGAUUGGGAAUAUUACAAUCCGCAGCCGCCUCGACAGGACGUCUACGUGCAGCGUCUCAAAGGGCUGGUCGGUUCUUCAGAUGCCUUCGUCACCCUGAGGAAUACAGGCUCUGCCACGCAUCGCAAGUGUGUCGCCGAUGAACUCAUCAAACACCUCCCUGCCGGUGUCAACACUCGCCCUUUGCGUGCCAUCUGCCCUAGCGGCUCCGUGACCGUUCUCAUGCAGUUCCGACACCCGGACCCGCAGCUGCUGAAGAACUGGGAGUUGUCAAACGACGAUCUCCAAGUCCGCGGCUCGUGGCAGAAGAUGAAGAUCUCCAGGAGCAUCCUUCCGCGCAUGGGCUUUGCUAGCUUCAUCUGGAAAAGUCGACUGUACGUUUGCGGCGGGAUGAAGGGCGGUACUAUAGAGCCCUACCGGGACUUCUAUUAUAUGGACCUUACGAGGCAGCCCGGGACGUGGCGCGAGCUUCAGCGUUUCCCCAGGCUGGUCUUCCUGAAUGUACAACUGGCCGUGCACGACAAUAAGGCGUACUCGUUCAGAGGCGCGCCUGAACUGGACUUCUUCGACCUCGUCACCGAACGCUGGGGGCAGGUCAAAACACGUUGGGUAGAUCAGUCAGGCAAACCUAUCCCAUGGCCGAUUCCCCGCGAGGAUCUCACCGACUACGCCAUGCAUAUUAUACGGGACGGAUGUACGUGUUUGAUGGGGUGCAACCUGCUGGCCGUGCUCGACCUGUCCACGAAGAAGUGGCAGCACCUCUCGGGCGUCGCCGAUAUGCCGCGCGCAGGCUACGACGUGCCGGGCCCGAGGAAGUACUUCGCGAGCUGGGUGGACGGACCACAGGAGAACAUCUACCUGCUGCAGGGUGUGGCGGACAGAGCCGCAUCGGAGAUGCACCACCAGCCGCAAGGGGCCCACGACUCACACGGAUACGACGAUUUCUGGAGCUGGAAUAUCGAGGCGCGCAGGUGGCGCAGGGAGAAGAUGGUCGGCAACGUCCCCUGCCCGAGGUCGGAGAUGGGCUGCACAUAUAACCCGAGCUUGAACUCUGCCAUCGUCUAUGGUGGCUACAGCCCCGAGAUUCCGACGCUCUUCGCGAACUCGGGGAAAUGCUACAGGUUUACGUACUACGCGGACACCUUCAUCCUCGACCAUUCUUCGCCGACGCCCCGAUGGAGGCACGUCGUGCACCAAGGCUUUCCCACUUACCGCGCACAGAGUGUGCUGCUCACCGACCCCGACACCGGGAGGAUGUACCUGUUCGGCGGGUACACGAACACGGACCAAGUCCCGUCGCCGAACCACGGGCACACGCGGAGCUUCGGCGACGUGUGGCAGCUCCGCUUGGACGUCCCUGGCGGGCACUUCGAAGAGGUGAACGUGACGGAUGACGAACGCAAUGCGCGGAUGGGUCCGUGGCAGAGGUGCUUCAGCUGCGGCAACACGGGGAUGUGGAGGAAAUGCGGAGGAACUUGCAAGGGCCGAGCCUUCUUCUGUGACGACGCGUGCUUGAAGGAUGGGUGGAGGGAACACAAAGAGCUUCAUAAGUGCCGGAAGAAGUGAAGCCUUGUUCAGUGCACGCUUGGAUGUCCCUUGCUCAUGUCUGAAGACGUUGGAAGCAACUGCGGGGAGGCCUUGGCGACAUACUGUGGUCCGUGAACAUUGACUGUGGCCGGAAGUUCAGGUUUACGCACUAGUAAAGACGAAGACAAUGUGAAUGUAGGAAGAUUUGCCCACCAGAACGCUCUGCUCUGGUCGAUCCGGUCGACCAUGAGGGCUGCUAUCGGGUAAACGACGAUCAGGCACCGUUGAUUUGCUUUGGCCCUCUUAUUGUCCCG
This is a messenger RNA of Fomitopsis serialis, 2447 nucleotides long. RefSeq lists its product as uncharacterized. The record is from RefSeq and is a predicted model, not a curated record. The coding region runs from base 154 to 2172 and encodes 672 amino acids. Lineage: Eukaryota; Fungi; Basidiomycota; Agaricomycetes; Polyporales; Fomitopsidaceae. Gene Ontology annotation, molecular function: protein binding. The transcript is spliced from 8 exons.